Molecule: messenger RNA, 2705 nt
Organism: Thamnophis sirtalis
Lineage: Eukaryota; Metazoa; Chordata; Lepidosauria; Squamata; Natricidae
Source: RefSeq, a predicted model, not a curated record
AUUAGAUGCUCUAAAUAAUUUCUACAUUUGAUUUGGUUUAAUGUAAUGUGCUUUGUGAGAGUUCUGACUGGUGAACCAAAUCUCCCUUUAAUAUAGUUGAUAUAUGUACACUUCCAGCUGAUAUAGAGGAUGCUGUUUGUAGUACAAAACUGGAGACAUAUAGCAUGUAACUCCCAUAUUCAUAUUUUCUCUUCAUUUCUCUUGUGCAAAAGAUCUGUUAAAGAUUGUAAACUGAAUAUUGCCUUCCCUUAUUUAUUUUUUGAAAAUACUUUGUUUUCCAUACUUAUUUCUGCUGAGGUCAUACUGUAUUUGUUUUUCAGAUGACACACUUUUUGCUCUUCCUGUUGCAUCUGAACCUCUGAUGCAUUCUUCUGCAGACAAAGGUAUGGACUUGCAAGAACAACUGGGUCAUGCAUGCUCAGCCAGGCAAGAAGAUUUUGCUGCUGCCUCUCUUGAUGCUACUGCUUCUCUUCCCUCCCUCUCUACUCUUUCAGUCAAUCCUUUUAAAGAGUAUGCGGCUCUUGAUACAAUAUCAGAUGAACUAUCUACCAAACAUAGUUACAGUCCAAUUGGGAGUGAUGUGUUUAAACUUACUACCCAGACUGCACAAAACCCAUUCCUUGCAGAUGAUGGCAAUGAAUUUGCAAAUGUAAAACCUUCAUACACUGCGGAUCAUUCAUUCUGCCUAUUUCAGACUAAGGAACCAUUGGAUACUAAAAGAAUUCCUGAUACAGAAGAAUUACCCGUAUGCCAACAGGAUUUUUCUCCAGAAUCACCUGUUGAAUUAUUUGUAGAGCAAGAUAAAAAAGAGGGAAAGCAUGCUAUCUAUGAUCAUGGUGAAAAUAUAACUUUAGUGGAUAAUCAUUAUUCAAGAGAUGAAUAUGCAGAUUUAAAGCCUUUUGAACUCUCCUGGGUUAGUAAUGAAAAUAAUUUUAAGGAUGUAUCUGAGAAUGAGGUAGACAAUAAAUUAGAAAGUAUUGCCGACAAAUACGUCGAGGACACUAAGACUCUGUCUGCCCAUAAAGUCAUUGAAAAAGAGAAUGAAAGCAGCAAUGAAGAUAUUUCUUUCCCUAACACUCCAGAAGCCUCAAAGGAAUCUUCACAAUCUUACAUUACUUGUACAGAAUUUGAAUCAUCAGAGAAAAUUGAGAGCAACAUGGUUACAUCUCUCCCUCUAACAGAAGAAAAGGCAUAUGAAAAUAAAACAGAUGAGAAAAAGAUAGCAGAAAUGAUGGACCAAUUUAGCAGUACCCAUAUUGAUUUGACAAGUGACCAAGAGCAGAAAGUUGAUUCAAAGAAAGACGAUACUUUGUUGAGGAAGGACUCUGAUACUAAUAUCCCUGAAGGUCUAACUCCAGAUUUGGUUCAAGAAGCUUUUGAGAGUGAACUUCAUGAUGUAAUUAGUCCCAAGCUUGCUUAUGAAACAAAGAUUGAUUUGGUUCAAACAUCUGAAUCAUCACAAGAGUCUUUGAAUAUUGCUGUACAGCUCUGUCCUUCCUUUGAAGGAGGGUCUGAAACAUCUCCAUCCCCUAUCUUACCAGAUAUUGUUAUGGAAGCGCCAUUAACUGCAAACUCUGCUGUGGUUGGAGGGCCUCUUGUGGAGCUUGAAAUAUCCCCAUUUGAAACAUUCACUGCUGCUGAUCAAUAUGAGAAUGAUUAUGAGAAUGUAAUACAGAAAUCUGAGAAGCCUCCAUCUUAUCAGGAAGCAACAAAUGUACCAGUAAUACAGGCAAAAGAAAGCACAGUUGAAGCUGCUAAGAAACCCAACAAUGAGAAUAACUCACCUUUAGAAGAUUUAGAUACUUCAUAUAUAUCAAUUGCAUGUGAUUUAGUUAAAGAGACUAAAGUAUCUUCAUCAGAGUUCACAGAUUAUUCAAAAGCAGAAAUCACAGAGUGUGUAUCACAACCUGUGCCUGAGUACAGUGAGCAUCUUGAAUGGACCUCAUUGCCAUCUGACAAAAGCUAUUCAUUUAGUGGUCAACCUGAAAUUAAUCUUGUGCAGAAAGAAGAAGCUGUGAAAGGAUCAUUAUUUGAAACAACUACCAAUAUAAUACCAAAUGGAGGCCAGAAAGAAACAUACAAAGAAGUACCAUCUUCUCUUAGUGAACCCUAUUUGGAGUCAUUCCAGCCUCAACUGGAAACUUCAAAAAAUGAAACAACUACUUGGUGUUUGGAAGCAGAGGCUGCAGAUCUAGCUAAGAAAGAAAAGACUCCGCAGCAACAUAUGGAAGAACUUGGUGGCUAUACUGAUGAUUUUUCUGUUUUUAAAGAACCCAUAGUGAAAGAGAAAAUUGUGCUGUCUGCACAGUCCUCUGCAGAAGCAGAUGGCACAGUCCCUUAUCAAGUUGACAAGCUGAUGAGAAGUACUGAAGAUAUAUUAAAGGAGAAUGAAAAUAAAAAUCGUUGUGAAACUCUUCAAGCUGAGCUCAUACCACCUGCUUACCAAGAAGUAGCACAGGACUUGUCUCUAAAAAACAUACAUAGCAAAUUUGAAGAGCAGGAUCUUUGUUUAGAAAAAUCCUCUGAAGAUCUGGACAGAGAAGUACACGAAACAACUAAGGAGGAUUUCUCCCCUGAUGUUACUCCUUUGCCCUCAGAGAAAAAAGUAGUCAAUGUAAGAAAGGGAGCUGAGAGCCAAGAUGUUUCAGUUAAAGAAAAGGAGAAACCCCUUUCUAUGUUUUCAUCAAAGAUGAGUGAGCCUUCAG